Loa loa (African eye worm) is the source of this 423-nucleotide messenger RNA. RefSeq lists its product as hypothetical. Gene Ontology annotation, biological process: lipid biosynthetic process. Bases 1 to 423 code for a protein of 140 amino acids. Gene Ontology annotation, molecular function: oxidoreductase activity; iron ion binding. Lineage: Eukaryota; Metazoa; Nematoda; Chromadorea; Rhabditida; Onchocercidae. Gene Ontology annotation, cellular component: endoplasmic reticulum. The record is from RefSeq and is a predicted model, not a curated record. The transcript has 3 exons.
AUGGAUGAGUUAUUUGAUAAUUACGGUAAACUAGGAAUCAUCCUCAAUACACCAUCUCAUCAUCGUGUUCAUCAUGGUCGUAAUCCUUACUGCAUUGAUCGUAAUUAUGCAGCAGUAUUCAUCAUAUGGGAUAAAAUAUUCGGCACCUUUGAGCCGGAACGUCAACAUGAAAAACCGGUUUAUGGAACUGUUAAGCAGGAAAGAAGUUUCAAUCAGAUUUAUCUUCAGUUUCAUACCUUAUAUAACCUAUUAUUUGUGAAAUGGAGAAUGAAAACAGAAAAAGGUGAAUGGAUAUUUCAAGGAAUUGAAAAAUUAAAAGCUAUUUACUAUCCACCAAUAUAUAUGCCUGGUAUGAAAGUGCAACGAUACUUUCAUUGGUUCUCAAUGGUUGAUCAUGAAGAAGGCAUUCCAUUGGUGAAUUAA